AUGCAAGAAGUGGUAACCACCUUAGCGUCCUGCAGUGCUCUGCACUCGCUGCACACGCAGGUGAAGAUGGGGCGAAGGGCCAGCGACCCUCCCCCACAGCUCGACCUGACCACCCAAGUGGCAGCGCUCUUACACGCCCUGCCCUCCAUGCGCGCCCUCUCCCUGCAGUCCGCGCACUGCUUCCUCCGCCCCUCGCCCCCCCUGCUCGCCGCCUUCUCCCGCCUGUGCCACCUCGCUCUCCCCGUGCUCCACCUGCCCGCGCCCCUCCUCGCCCUCACAGGUCUCCUCCCUCGCCCUCGCCGUGCUCUGCUGCUCACCCUGCCCUGUCCUGCUCACCUCGCCCCGCCCUUCCACCGACUCACAUGCCUCUCCUCCCUCUCGCUGCACCUCGCCGCCGGUGAUGACGCCCAUCCAUGCCCCAUGUGCACCAUGACAAACUUUGCCAGCCACGGCAGCACCGGUGGCGGCGGCAGCGGCGGUAGAGGUGGUGGUGGUGGUUGCAGUAACAGUGCCAGCACCACCGCACCCUCAACCUCUCUUGUGCCUCUUCCUCCCCUGGCUGCCCUCUUUGCCGGCCUCACUCCCUCCCUCACAUCCCUCACUUACGCUCCCCUUGCGUUCCUCCCCCCUCGCCCACCUCCCUCCCCACCUCGCUCCUCACCCUCACCGCCCUCCGCACCCUACGACUGCUCGCCCCAACCACCUCCACCACAGCGCAAGCCUGGGCCAUCUCAACCAGCUGCCACUGCCACUGCACCUGAAUCACUGCUUCCCCCCAGCCUCACAUCCCUCAGGCUGUUCCACACGGACCACCGCCCCCUCCACCUGCCCCCCCUCGCCUGUCCCUCGCUGCGCCGCCUCUCCUUCUCCUUCAACGCCGAGCUAGCCGCACGCGUGCCGCCCCACGCCUGCUUCUUCCCCAACCUACAAUUCCUCGAGCUCUUUCGAGUGGAGGGGUCAUUCGGGUGGGGAAACGGGCAGUGGCUCGGGGCCAUGCCGAGCCUCACCCACUUCAUCAGCCGCUGCCCCAAGCGCAACCACUCCUACCUGCUCCACAGACUCGCACCUUCCUUGAAGUUUCUCCACUUGGAGGACCCGUCUCCCAAGGUCCCACUGGUGGUCCUCCCCUCCCUCACGUCCCUCCCCAUCGACAAGUACUGCGACGUGAGUGCGCUGCUCUCCUCCCUCGCCGCCUUCUCCGCCCUCCACACCCUGCGCUUCAACUGCUUCUCCCAAGUCGCGGCCGACAGGAAGCUUUCCCCGGGGCGAGUGGGGCGCCCUCCGGCUCUCAGAGUGCUGCAGUUCAGAUUCGCUCAGAUUCACGCCCUGCCGGAGUUUAUGAGAGCCUUCAUGAGCAUAGUAAGAGUGGAUUUGAUCAACUGUGGGCCGCUGGAGGUGUGGCUCGAGUACUUAGCUAAGUUCUUGGUGUUCCGCUGCUUGCGGGUGGAUGGGUGUUCAAAACUCCCCCCUCCUCCCCCUUCACUGGCUCCCCUGCUGGUGCUGCCCAGAUAG
Molecule: messenger RNA, 1512 nt
Organism: Closterium sp. Naga37s-1
Lineage: Eukaryota; Viridiplantae; Streptophyta; Zygnematophyceae; Desmidiales; Closteriaceae
Source: the annotation of a GenBank genome assembly